CAGGGAAUUACCGAAUACUGGCAAUUGGGCGCCCCUUUGGGAGUAUCAACGAGAUAACCGCACCGAUGCACGGUAGUUGUGACCAAUUCUAUUCCCUGGAGGUGUGGAACCCCCAUCCCUCUCGUCAACUUGAAGGCGCAAGUUGCAACCCAAGUGCCUAUUCCUCUGCGCGCGGUUGCUUCAAAAGCCCGCUCAUCUGAAAUCUGCAGAUCUUUCAGUGAAAAGCAAUGUCGAAGGUUUUGUGAGGACAGGGGCAUGCGUGCGAGCGUUCGUCACCGGCUGCACUAAUCGGUUCGGAGACGCGCAGUUUUCAAACUAACGUGCCGUCAAAGGUACGCGAGUUCGUCGCUUAAUCGUGUAUUAGAUGCUGAGGGUGGAGUUUUUGGUUUUCCAAUUGCCGAAGUGGUGAGCGGUGUUGCUCAUUUUGUGGGCUGAAGAGAUCUACUUCAGCAAACAGAAAAGUGAAGGUGUUGCUGUUACCUAUCGCUCUCGCCGUGAAACCAUGGCCGAGAAUGGUCGAAAGAAAUCGUCGGAGGUCCAAAAGCUAAGUGAUCCUAAUUUCUUGGUGGAAGUUGGAGUGGGUCCUCCGACGCCAACAUUAGUUCCGCAAAGGCCAGGGACAGGAGUAGUUGUGGGAGGCCAGUAUGCCGAUGAGGUGAAAAGGUUCAUCUGGAAGAAAGCACAUUUUAGUCUAGAUGACAACCGGAUAUUCGAUAAGAAUGGACGCUUGGUGGCCGUCUCUUACCACUGGGGAAAGAACCCGUACGAGAGCUUAGACCCUUUGAAUGUUAUUCCAGAUAAUCCAGUGGGAGAGUGGGAAUCCGUUUGCUACAUCUCAGGAUACGACGGAAUGCCUCAAUUAAAAGUAAGGCCCGCGGCCUGGUCCUUGCACGGCAGACAGUACAUUUACGACUGCAAUGGCGAGAGAAGUUACUGUAACAUAGCCAGCGUCUCGAGGCUGAAAACUAUGUCCGUCCGACGCAACUUUGCGGUCUUCGCCGGAGACGAAGACUCAGAGCCCACGUACACCGUCCUGGUUGACCUAGCGGGGCGAACGAUGCAGCUGGUGAAUGCAAAUGAGGAGCGCGUGGCGGUGUUCACGAAAUCGGUGGAGACGCUGAUUCUGAACGCUACUUUGGGGGUGGGAUCGGAGUUCACCAUCGAUGUAGCACCGGGGGUGGACUGGACGGCCAUGCUGGCCAUCUGCAUCGGGUUGAACCAAGUGGGAAAAAGCUAUCAGAAGGACGCGAUGAACAACUUCCUGGUAGACCCAGCGAAGGAUGCGGCCAUGGGCUACGCUUUGAACGAGGCCCUCUUGGUCGCAGACGGAAUUCAAUCGGGUGAAAUCGAGGUGCCCGAACUCGGUGAAAUCGAGGUGCCUGAAAUCGAGGUACCCGAAGUCGAAGUACCGGAGGAAGUAUCUAGUUUCUUUGGAACUGUUAUGGAAUCCUUACUUAGUGCGUUAGCAGAAGAAUAGAACCUGCCACUGUUGCUCCAGCCAUGUUGUGUGGCAAUUGCCUACAAUUGCUAUAGAAUGUACAUUCCCUUCCAACAAGAUAGAAAAUUUCGAGUAAACAAAUGCAAAGCAUGAAUUUCGAGCAGCGUAUGAUACGACGGUUGUUGCUAGUUGUACAAAGAAAGGCUGCAACAUAAAUUCCACGUGUACGGUAUCAUACAUUUAAUAUUGGGUUUCCAUUAUCUUUUGAAAGUA
Physcomitrium patens is the source of this 1711-nucleotide messenger RNA. RefSeq lists its product as uncharacterized. NCBI's taxonomy places the organism in Eukaryota, Viridiplantae, Streptophyta, Bryopsida, Funariales, Funariaceae. The record is from RefSeq and is a predicted model, not a curated record.